Messenger RNA from Cladocopium goreaui, 1012 nucleotides. The record is from the annotation of a GenBank genome assembly. NCBI's taxonomy places the organism in Eukaryota, Dinophyceae, Suessiales, Symbiodiniaceae.
CCUCCCACUGGGAGCUACUACGUGAAUAGCGCAAUGGCGGACGUGUGGACCCUGCCCACGAGUAUGGUACAAAAGAUUCCGUUGGACACCAGCAUUUCUGGUACCGCUCCACCGCUGUGGGUUCGUUCCGAAGGGAGCCUGUUUACAACCAACAAAUAUGGCCUGGGCAAUGGUAUGGGUGACAUGCGCAUUCGCUUCAAGGGCAACAACUGGAACAACGUGGCUCUGUCAGUGCUGGGGAAGAACGUGAUGGGUACUAUCCAGGACUGGGUUGCACCAGAUGAUUGGCUCUGCUCCGGAUAUACUUUGAAGGAUUUGAGGAUGGGAACUAUGGAGAUUUCCAAGAUGUGGGAGAUGCAAAGGGCUGAGUCCAGCGGCAUGACUUGGGCGUUGAGGUUCGUGGGCUUCGCCUUAGCAUGGAUCGCCUUCUGCUUGUUGGCCGGACCUCUGGAGGUGGCAACAGACUGCAUCCCCUGCAUCGGCCCCAUGUUGUGCAACGCCGUCAGUGCCAUCGCAUGCUGUGUCUCCUGCCUUCCGGCGAUAGCUUGCACCAUGGGCGUGGUGGGCGUGGUGUGGAUUGUGAUGCGGCCGAUGGUUGGUAUCCCGUUGAUCAUCAUUUUCUUGCUUGUCAUGAUUGGCAUGAUCGUUUGGAAGUGCUGCUUCACGAAGAAGAGCAAGAAGGUCUACGAUUCGGAAGGCCAGCAAGACGAUCCCGGAACGGUGGUGGGCAAGCAGGACGUCGAAGUGAAGCAAUACAGCGGCCCAGUGGAUGAAGCAUUGGCUCGGUCCUUCAUUCAUGCCUUGAGAGCGGAAUACGUGCAGAAUGAAGCAGGUGCCGUAGGCGUGGUCUUUGAUGCCAACGGUAACGCAGAGGGUGCCCUGGGUCCCUACGAAGAAGAGGUGCGCGCCGCAGGCGACAAGGCGGCUUGCAUCGAUUCCAUCGCACAGCGAUGGAACCUCGUGAUCUAAGUGUGCCAAGAUGCAGAUUGGAUGCGCUUUGCAAGAGUUCACC